AUGCGGAGAAUCUGGGGUAUGCUAGUCUGGGUCGAUUGGUAUUCCAGGGUCCUUGGCUUCAAGCUGUUGGGCACGAUAGUCCACAUCAAGCGGUCCGAGAUGCCAGACGAUGGAAUAUUCAAGAUCUACCCCGAAAGUCUACAAGAAGUCAAGCUCGCCAAGAUGGUCACCGGAAAUGGCGUCGGAUUUGAGAUAUUCGAGUUCAUCAAUCCAAAGUUCGAAGAUGCAAACGUCUUCGAAUACCACAAGAGGGGCUUCUUCCACAUGUGCAUCACAGAUCCAAAUCCGGAAGAGCUGGCGGCCAAGUUUGUGGCUGAGGGAGGCAAACGAGUGGGGAGAACGACGGACCCGUCUGGGAAGGGCGAAAUUACCUGUCUUUACCUAGCGGAUCCUUGGGGCAACAUAGUCGAAGUCCUGGACGUCGGUUUCGAGUUCAUGGGGCUAAGGUCUGCAUUGUAG
Messenger RNA from Didymosphaeria variabile, 459 nucleotides. RefSeq lists its product as uncharacterized. NCBI's taxonomy places the organism in Eukaryota, Fungi, Ascomycota, Dothideomycetes, Pleosporales, Didymosphaeriaceae. The record is from RefSeq and is a predicted model, not a curated record. Bases 1 to 459 code for a protein of 152 amino acids. The transcript has 2 exons.